Messenger RNA from Lecanosticta acicola, 1399 nucleotides. The record is from the annotation of a GenBank genome assembly. NCBI's taxonomy places the organism in Eukaryota, Fungi, Ascomycota, Dothideomycetes, Mycosphaerellales, Mycosphaerellaceae.
AUGGGUGUCCAUCAGUACGGUGAUCACCACGACAUCCCCGCCGAGCACAAAAUCGUCAAAGCUGGCGCAUGGUAUGUCCUGGGCAAACGUGCUCCAACUCUUCUACUUCUUCUAACACUUGAACAGGCUUCCCGCGGAUUCCCGUAUCCAUCGAGAAUGGCUCGGUCGUCAGGUCGAACAUGCCGACAAGAACCCCAAAGAUCUCCUUCCCAUCCUGAAGGAGUUUAAAGAGUUCAUUGAAGGAAACACCAGAAUCUACAUGCUCUUCGUCCAAAUGUUUGAGGAAGUCCCCGUCAAACACCCUUACAACAAGGAUCCAACCGGCCGCAAGCAAGUCCGUGACUACCACCAUCUCCUGCAAAUACUCAACCAUACCUUCACAACUGCUCCACAAUGGACAGAUGCGGCAGCCAAUGUUGGAAUGGUGGGAGUCCCGAUGUGUGCAAUCCUGGACUACCCCAUGGGAACUCCAUCCGGUUACGCUGCUUUUCUUGACCCGGAUGUCAACCGUAUGCUCAAGAAAGUGCUCAACGAAUGGGGAAAGUUCCUGCAGUCACCAAAGAGCGCUGAGGUGCUGAACGAGCACAAGCAAGGCUGGUUCGGCGAAGUCGGCCAGAAGGACAUCAUGACCGUCGCCAACGCCCCUUACAAGACGUCUUACAAAUUCGAGGAUUUCUUCCACUGUGAUCCUUCCGCGAAGCACUACGGCUACAAAUCCUGGGACGACUUCUUCACGCGUCAUUUCAAGGACGAGGUGCGACCUGUGGCCUCUCCGGACGACGAUAACGUCAUUGCCAACGCAUGCGAGAGUAAGGUCUUCAACGUCGCGCACAACGUCAAGCUGCGGGACAAGUUCUGGAUCAAGGGACAGCCAUACUCUAUCAGGGACAUGCUCGCGCACCACGAGCUCGCGGAGAACUUUGCGGGUGGAACAGUCUACCAAGCUUUCCUUUCUGCGCUCUCCUACCACCGAUGGCAUGCCCCAGUCAGCGGCAAAGUCAUCAAGGCAUUCGUGCAAGACGGAACUUACUUCUCCGAACCUCUCUUCGAAGGACUCGGCGAGCCCGGCGUGCAGGACAUCGAUGCGGGCGGUAUUUCCGUCGGCCAAGGAUAUCUCACUGCCCUUGCGACCCGAGCCAUCAUGUUCAUCGAAGCCGAUAACCCCGCUAUUGGUCUGAUGGCGUUUAUCGGUGUGGGUAUGGAUGAAGUCUCGACUUGCGAGAUUACCGUCAAGGAAGGGGACCAUAUCAAGAAGGGUCAAGAAACGGGAAUGUUCCACUUCGGCGGAAGUUCCCAUGUCCUGCUCUUCAGGAAGCAUGUCAAGGUCGAGGGCUUCCCGCAGCCAGGAAGGGCUGACAAUGUGCCGGUCAGGAGUCAGGUGGCUGUUGUGAAGCCGUAA